GGCAAGGAAAUUGCCAAAUCGGUUGUGAGGAUGUUUUACGCACCCUUCCCUAAUUGGGAUGAAGUUGUUAUUUCUUUGCCGUCGUAUUUUCCCGCCAAAAUCAUAAUUAUGCAAAAUGGCCGAACAAUGGCGGAAAAGGCAAGUGAUGAGCCGUCUUUACCCUCAAAAACUAAGAGAAAAAGAAUCCGGUACGAAAACUAUGCAUCAGAUGUUGUCGAAGAUGCUUCGUACGAGGAUUUUAUCUGUCCAAUAUGUCUUCAGCUACUUAUUGAACCCGUUGUAAUGCCAUGCAAACACGAACUGUGCAAGAUUUGCUUCACUCAAAAUGUCCAAGAAGCGAACCUUCAAUGUCCAAUAUGUCGCGUUAGAAUAUCAAGCUGGGCUCGUAAACAAGCUCGAAAUGGUACUCUAAUAUGUCAGCAACGAUGGGAACUUAUCCAGAAACUAUUUCCAGAAAAAUGCGAGAGGAGAAUGAGAGGAAUAGACGAUGAUGGUGAAGAUUUUUGUCACAGACCAUUUAAGAGAGUUCUGUCUGAAAAUGGAGAAAUUAGGAGUGAAUAUGAAGAAGAAAUGAGAAAGAUUCAAAUGGCUAGAGAAGAAGAAUGCAAAGCUAGUGAAGAAUUUAUUCGUCAAUUAAUGGAAGAAGAGAAUAAAGUUCAUGGUGAAAAGGAACAGUUAAAAGAGAUGGAUGAAAAAAUUGCUAGAAAAAUGCAUCAACAAAUAAAUGAAAUGAAGGUUGCAACUCCAUUAAAGGUGGUAGGUAAUAAACAGGCUGGUUCUUCAUCUAAAGCCAAGACCAAGACUAAAACAUCUAACAGUCCUACUCUAGAGCGAUGGUUUUCACCAACAAUUAGAUUAAAGAACACUUCGUUAGUACGCAAAUCAGAUCAAGAUAAAAAUUCCUCGCAAAAAAUCCCCAAAACAAGAUCCAAUAAUACUGGUGUUGCCAAAGAAUUAGAAUUGAAGCACAAGCAAGAAGAUGAGGACUUUGCUUUUGCUAUGAAAUUACAACAACAGUUUGACAAAGAAAGGCGGCAAGAACAACAACUUGAAAGAAAAAAGGGAAGUGUGGAUGGAUACUUGUUGAGAAAGGACUCGUGUACAAGCACAUCUUCAUAGCUGUGUUUUAUAUAGUGAUUACAUGCUUGAGUUUUUAUUUUUAAAUUGAUAAUUCCUUUCUUAACUACUGAUAUAACACUUGCUUUAAUUUUAACUAUAUUGUCUUGUGUUUUUAAGUUUAUAUUUUUAUAGUUCUAUAUUUUUUUAGAUUUACUGUGGGAUAGUAUAGACUUGAUUAACGAGACACAAAAUUAUAUGUUUUUUAUUGUUUUUAGAUAUAGCUUUUAAGAAUAAAAAAAAUUAAGUGAUAAAGGUAAGACUGGAUUUCAGUUUGAUAAACUGUAGAUCAACAUUUCCACACGCUGACUAUUAAUACACCAUUUACCAAGCUAUUAUUAUUUUGCUAACAUCCUACUGAAAACCUACCAUCACAUGCCUUUUUUUCCUUAUUAACAUUCUACAUUCUACACUAAAAGGUGUGUGCCACAGCAUUUCAGGAGAGUUUUAUGAAAUUUAC
Messenger RNA from Actinia tenebrosa (Australian red waratah sea anemone), 1576 nucleotides. Its product is annotated as E3 ubiquitin-protein ligase RNF168. Gene Ontology annotation, molecular function: ubiquitin-protein transferase activity; nucleosome binding. Gene Ontology annotation, cellular component: site of double-strand break; nucleus. Lineage: Eukaryota; Metazoa; Cnidaria; Anthozoa; Actiniaria; Actiniidae. Gene Ontology annotation, biological process: double-strand break repair. The record is from RefSeq and is a predicted model, not a curated record.